CGCGUUCUAAAGAAAGAGUAGGACGUAUAAGAGUCAUGGAUCGCUCCUCAGUCCCAUCCCAAGGUCAUCUGCUUUCUUCGAGACAUUCUGCUCGAAACCUCUUCAACCUCGCUCCAUCAGCAUACCUUCCAUCUUGAGACAAGUACCAUGUCUCCCAAACCCGUUUCUCUCCGCCAGCUUGGACAAAAUGGUCCCUCGGUCCCAGCAAUGGGCUUCGGCCUCAUGGGGCUCUCGGGAGCCUACGGCACGCCUCCAAGCGACGAAGAGCGCUUCAAGGUCCUCGACCGCGCCUACGAACUCGGAGCUACGUUCUGGGAUACCGCCGACGCCUACCUUGACAACGAAGAGCUCAUCGGCAAAUGGUUCAAACGGACCGGGAAGAGAGACGAGAUCUUUCUUGCCUCCAAGUUCGGCAUCCAAAUGAACGGCGUGCAAUUCAAAGGCAUCGACAGCUCAGCAUCCUACUGCCGUCAAGCCUGCGAGAAGAGUCUCGAGAGGCUGGGCGUGGACUGCAUCGACUUGUAUUACGCCCAUCGCGUGAACCCCCAAACCCCCAUCGAAGAAACCAUGCGUGCAAUGGCCGAACUCCAAGCGGAAGGCAAGAUCAAGCGCAUCGGCCUCUGCGAAGUAUCCCCAACCACGCUCCAGCGCGCCGUGAAAAUCGCCCCCGUCGCAGCCGUACAAAUGGAGUACUCGCCCUUCGUUCGCGAGAUCGAAGGUCCCCCACAUGGCCCUCCCCUCCUGCAAGCAUGCCGCAAACUCGGCAUCGCCACCGUGUGCUCCUCGCCGCUCGGCCGCGGCCUGCUCACCGGCACCUUCAUGACGCGCGAAUCCGUCAGCGGCGCCGACGAUCUGCGCGGACAGCACUUUCCCUGGUUCAGCGAAGACAACAUCGAUGCGAAUGCGAAGCUCAUGGGGCAGUUCAAAGCGAUGGCGGAGGGGAAAGGGUGUACGGCGGCGCAGUUAGCGCUUGCGUGGACGCUUAAGCAGGGCGAGGAUGUCAUUCCGAUCCCUGGGACGAAGAAGAUCAAGUAUCUGGAGGAGAACUGGGCUGCUUUAGGUGUCCAGCUUAGUGACGGGGAUGAGAAGGAGAUCCGGAAGUUUGUCGAGAACGCCGAACUUGCUGGUUACCGCUCCAUGGACGUGGCGAAGGUGUUUGCCUUUGUCGAGACCAAAGAAGAAGCCUAGAUCAGUCUGGAUAGCUACAUAGACCCCGUGGGACAUGAAAAUGUGAUGAUUGCUUUUGAAAACAUUCCGUACGAACGCUUCCUAAU
This is a messenger RNA of Trematosphaeria pertusa, 1274 nucleotides long. RefSeq names its product putative aldo/keto reductase. Lineage: Eukaryota; Fungi; Ascomycota; Dothideomycetes; Pleosporales; Trematosphaeriaceae. The transcript has 4 exons. Bases 148 to 1188 code for a protein of 346 amino acids. Gene Ontology annotation, cellular component: cytoplasm. The record is from RefSeq and is a predicted model, not a curated record.